Molecule: messenger RNA, 1160 nt
Organism: Talpa occidentalis (Iberian mole)
Lineage: Eukaryota; Metazoa; Chordata; Mammalia; Eulipotyphla; Talpidae
Gene: NDUFB6
Product: NADH:ubiquinone oxidoreductase subunit B6
Exons: 4
Coding region: 108-494 (128 amino acids)
Biological process (GO): mitochondrial ATP synthesis coupled electron transport; mitochondrial electron transport, NADH to ubiquinone
Source: RefSeq, a predicted model, not a curated record
UCCCAGACGUCCUUGCAAGGUCGCUUCGUAGAACGAGGGCGCGCGCGAGUGACAAGUCCCUUGUCCGGGGGCGCGCCGUGUCCUUCUGCCUCGGUACUAGCGGCGGCAUGUCGGGGUACACGCCCGACGAGAAACUGCGCCUGAAGCAGCUGCGAGAGCUGAGGAGGAGAUGGCUGAAGGACCAGGAGCUGAGCUCGCGGGAGCCGGUGCUGCCCCCGAAGAGGAUGUGGCCUAUGGAAGCGUUCUGGAAUAGUUUUUUGAAGGACCAGGCCCCCUGGAAGAAUGUGAUCUAUAAGACUUACCGACACAGUAUCUUUGCUUUUACUCAUGUACUUAUACCUGCCUGGAUUAUUCAUUAUUAUCUCAAAUAUCAUGUGAAUACAAAACCAUAUGCCAUUGUUGAAAGGAAGCCCAGAAUAUUCCCAGGUGAUACAAUUCUGGAGACUGGAGAAGUAAUUCCACCAAUGAAAAAAUUUCCUGACCAACAUCAUUGAAGAGUGCUGAAUAAUUUCAAAGGCUUAACAAGCCCAAGUUUGUUGCUGUAUCGUAUCUACUAAAUACAUAUCUGGAAAUGUAACUUAAUAAAGUUUACUCUUAUAUGUAUGCUGUCUGUUUAUUCACAAACAUUGUACAAUUUGAGAUUCUGAAUUAUUUAACUAUUAAGUAAAACCUGGACAUGUUAAAAAAAAAGGUAUCAGCUACUUUUCUGGUCACUCUUGACUAGUUAAACAAGAUGUAGAAGAGCAGUCAUGAUGGAUUUCUUUCUUAUACAGUACUUAACUCUGGUCUGAUGUGAAGGUACCCAGGGAAUGAAAUGUAGCAGUAUACAAAUAGAACAGAAAUUCCACACACCUGUUUUAAAGAAAGCUGUGGAAUUUUUAAAAAGCAUUUUAGAAACUCUAGGAUCGAAAAGCAUGUUAUUCUAUCCAUGACUUGAUACUCAAAGGUCGUGGAACUAGGUUGCUGGCUUCUGUUUUGAGAAUGCAAAAGACAACUUCACGUGUUUGAAAAAACGAGUGCAUUCGUGGCUAUUACAAAAGAUUGUAUGCAAAAAUAAAUUUGGAAACGCUGUAUUAUGCAUUUUACUUUUAAAUGUAAUAGAUGUCAGGUAAGCAUGAGAUAAUGAACUGUAUUUACAAAGAAUUACAAGUUUUCACUCA